Molecule: messenger RNA, 1839 nt
Organism: Lampris incognitus (smalleye Pacific opah)
Lineage: Eukaryota; Metazoa; Chordata; Actinopteri; Lampriformes; Lampridae
Product: kelch-like protein 34
Exons: 1
Coding region: 1-1839 (612 amino acids)
Molecular function (GO): protein binding
Source: RefSeq, a predicted model, not a curated record
AUGGAGAGUUACUCCCUCCUGUAUAGUUCCUCCCACAGAACCGGACUUCUCUCGGGGUUCCAGCGUCUGCGUUCCGAAGCGAGGAUGUGUGAUGUCGUCCUUCAGACGGGGGAAGUGUCUUUCCCGUGUCACAGAGCCCUGCUGGCCAGCUCUAGUGACUAUUUCUGGGCUCUGUUUGGAGAGACCACAGCAGAGCGACUAGCAGCCUCCGUCAGUCUCCCCGCGCUAACACCUGAGGGGCUGGAGGCCAUUCUGGACUUUCUGUAUUCCGGCUGGCUCAGCAUGUCGCCCGUUACCCUUCCGUUUGUUCUGGAGACAGCCAGGUACUUGCAGGUGCAGACAGCCGUGUCGAUAUGCGAGGACUUCAUGACUGAGGGGUUGUGCGCCGCCACGUGCUGUGGUUAUGCCAAUUUGGCAGAGUGCCAUGCGCUCCAAGAUGCACUGGUGGCAGCGAACCAUACCAUUGCCAUGGAGAUGAGAGUGCUGUUAUGGGAAAACAGGAAAGAACUUCUGGAGCUGAAUAUCCAAUCCCUGAUGGCGGUGCUGGAGGCCGAGGAGAUUCCUGGCGUCAAGGAAGUGGAGCUAAUAAAACUGGCUAUCGAUUGGUUGGAUAUGAACGGCCCCCUCUCUUUACUGCGAUCCAACCAUUUGCUGAGUCACCUGCGCUUUGGAUUGGUCACAUCUUCUGACCUUGUCAAUCUGUGCCACUCCCACAGAGUUAUGGCCACCCCUCUGAUAAGAAGUCAGCUGACUCAAGCACUGGAGUAUCAUAGGUUAGGAUCAGCCCAGCCAAUCAGACAGAGCAGACAGUCUUCACUCAGAGCGUUGCCCAAUCGUGUGCUGUUAGUGGGUGGGGGGAGCAGUCCUGAUUCGCCAGAGCAACAGGUACUGACCUUUGACCUCAGAAACAGGAAGUUCUCAUCACUGAGCUAUGGCAUCCCACGACGACUGAAGAACCACUGUGUGUGCACCAUUGGAGGGUUCCUGUUUGUGAUUGGAGGGGAGGAAGUGGUGGAGGAAGAUGGUGACGUAGGGGAACUGGUGACCGUGGCAACAUCCAAUCAUGUGUGGCGCUAUGAUCCCCGCUUUGGGUGCUGGGAGGAAGUGGACCCCAUGCUUGAGAGGAGGACCCAGUUCACGUGCUGUGUGGUGGAGGAUGUUAUUUAUGCCAUAGGGGGGCAGUACACACGACCAGGGACAAACACGCACACCUCUCUGGCUUCGGUGGAAUUUUACAACAUGGCUGAGGGAUCAUGGAGGAGGGCAGUCACUCUGCCCUGUCCCCUUCAUGGCCACGCCUCCGCUGUGCUAGGGAAUGCAAUAUAUGUGUCAGGCGGUAUCCCCGGCAACCAUGGCAUUCUACGCCGCAGAAUCCAGGGCGGCAUUCAGGGCAGGAACCCCGGUUUCACACAGGGUGACCAGCGAGAGAGCAGCCGGGAGGUCCUGUACUGGGAGAUCAGUUUUGGAGGUAAACCCUGGGAGAAGAGAGCCUCAAUGUCUAUUGCCAGAUUUGGUCAUCGCAUGGCAACUCUUAAUGGGUAUAUCUACGCUCUGUUAGGGAUGUACGAGCCCUUCUGCGACAUUGAAAAAUACGAUCCGCAGGCAGACCACUGGACCCGCCUUCGCCCCCUUCUCAUUGGCUCAUUCAGUUAUGGAUUGGCGACAGCUCCAUCUGGUAGCCUAUUGCUGUUCGGAGGGAGGAAGUGGAGCAGGGGACAGGAAGUGACGGUGAAGAGUGUGCUGGAAUAUGAUGCGGAGAGAGACCGCUGGAAAGAGAUCUGUCAGCUCCCCAGACCACUGACAGGAACUGAGUGCACACUGCUGCCCCUACCAGACUAA